AUGACCGACUUGAGCGACGACGCGUACGCGCCCGGCUUGAGCGAGCGAGAGCAGCGACAGCGAGCGUCCAACCUCUCCGAGUCUCCGGCCCGCGGCUCUCUCUCGGGCGGUGGCGACGCGCGCUCCCUCUCGGAGGCAGAGGAGGGCUACGGACGGGCGGACUUCGGCGACUCCGGCGCCGCGCCAGGCCCCAACAUCGACAUGCAGUCGGGGCUCACGGCGGGGUCGCACACGGCAGGGGUCACGGGGCCGCUGUGGAGCGACGUGGUCAGGGGGACGACGAGACACAAAUGGGACAAGCGCCAGCGGAUCAAGGAUCAGCACGGCGAGCGCGAGAUUGAAUUCGCCGACGUGGAUGAUCAUAACGUGGUGACAAAGACCGUCAUGGGAGCGCGGGUGCGGCAGCAGGCGGGGGUGCCACACGGAGCGCACCACGAGAGGAUCAUGCGGGGCGAGGCGGGGAGGGAGACCCCGGGCGCCGCCACAAGGAGCGACCUCAGGGGCUGCCUCGUCUGUAAGGCCGCGAGGGACGCGGCGAGGAGGGCAGCACUAAAGCGGGACCCGCUGUGUCCGAUCGUGCGGAAAGCCGCGCAGCAAUGGACCGAGGAAGAUGAGAACCCGCCUAGAGCGACAAUGGCGCACGUGCUUAGCGGCGCCUGCCUGGGGAAUAGGGAGCAGGCCAGAUGGUUCCUCAGAGUAGCGCGAGCGCAGACAGGGACGGCGAUCAGCAAAGUGGCACAGGCGGCACCCGACUCCAAGGAGACGCUGAAGACGCUGAGGAUGGCGCAUGUCGCUGCGCUGAAGGGCUCACGCUACAGGGUGCUGGAUGAGGACGGGUACGAUACACUGGCCCCCGCAGUCGGGGGGGUGUUGCCAGCACUGGUAGAUGACCUCUCGGAGAAGAGCCGAAGGGACCUUGGCACCGGGGUCACGAGGAACUUGCAAGUCGUGGCCGAGGCGGCGACGGGAGCGGUGCAGAGGUGGAUACAGCUCAAUGAUGAAGCAACGGCGCGCAUAAUGAAGAGAGAGGAACACAUCGAGUGGCUGAGGAAGCUCUUCGCUGGGUGGAAGGAGGCCCGCCCGGUCUUGAGGGAGUCGCGGAGGAGGAGGGAUAACGGAGGCAACGUGCAGACAGGCCAACAGCCAGUGGGACGAACGAGGGCCACGACGGCGGCUCAAGCGGGAGGGAGCGGAGACGGUGGGCAGAGAGCGAAGUGGGUGAGACUGAUGAUGCUCCUUCGACUUCGGGAGCGGUUCCGCUGCUGGGCGAGCUUCAGGAUGGUGCUCACGCGAAAAGGAAUCGACGCGAUGUACAAAGCAUACAAGAACCUUAGUGGCCUAGAGAACACAACCCCCCUCUCUCUUUUCUCCCAGUAA
Emiliania huxleyi CCMP1516 is the source of this 1377-nucleotide messenger RNA. RefSeq lists its product as hypothetical. Bases 1 to 1377 code for a protein of 458 amino acids. The record is from RefSeq and is a predicted model, not a curated record. The transcript has 2 exons. NCBI's taxonomy places the organism in Eukaryota, Haptophyta, Isochrysidales, Noelaerhabdaceae.